GUUGCUGGUCACGUGAGGCGUGGGAGCAGCGCGAGGGGAGUGAGGAAGAGAGCAGAGUAUAAAUAGUCCUGGUAAUAACCGUGUAUGCGCUGACCCAGUUAGUGAAAUAAAACUCAGUGCACGCACCAAACUCUGUUUGCAUUUAUUAUAUAAAGUGUGGAUGCAUCAGUCGGACGAAUCGGGUCGGCUGGGAAGCUGGCGAGGGAGACGCGGCGGAAAGAAGCGGCGGAGUCCUGCUCGCUUCGUCACAAUAGGCGAACGAUCUAUUGCAGUGCCUGGAUUUUUAUAGUUUCACCGAAUUCUGCUUUUUCCCCUCCAAAAUGUAAUACCUCCCCCUUGCGACAAAACCAGGUGCGUUGCACCUUGGCGGAUUGCUAUUAUAAUGGCGGAUAUGCCAGGUAGUAGAAAAGAACGCUUCUCUGCAGAGGAAACGGAUCUCCUGGUUCGCGAAGUGAAAGCUCGCGAGCAGACCAUCUACGGCAACAGCAGGAUUCCACCAAAGGUCUCUGAGGUGAAGCAGGCUUGGGAAGAGGUGGCGGUAAGGGUGUCCUCAUCUUCUGGCAUCACCAGAACGGCCACACAAUGCCGAAAACGGUACAAUGACGUCAAGAGACGGGGAAAACAAAAGCUGGCUGCUCACCGAAAACUACUAUUGAAAACGGGAGGAGGACCACCUACGACCACCGAAGAUCUAACGUCAGCGGAGGACAUUGCUGCCUCUACCCUGAGUGCUGAAAGCAAAGAGGGAUUUGGGGGACUUGAGGUGGGCAUUCAAGCUCCACUGGCUGAAGACCCUGAGGCUGGACCCAUUAAGCAGGAGCAGGUGGUAGAUGAGGAGGGAGAGGAGAUGGCGGAACAAUCAUCAUCGAGGUCGAGAGGAGAGACAAGUCGACCCAGAACGCGUCGCGGGAACAUCAUCUGGCAGGAGGACCACCCAUUCCUGCAACUCCAGCAGGCCGGAUUCAACAUGCUGGAGAGGGAAUUGGGUGGAAUCAGCCGGAGUGUUCGGCGUGUAAAUACCCACCUGAGCCGCACUGAGAUGUUGCUACAGCCCCUCAGACAUAUUGCGGACAAUCUGGGAAGGCUUGCUGAAGCAGUUGAGCGCCUCAUUCCUGCAACACCUCCUCCUCAGACCACCCAGUCUCCUCCAUUCACCCGAUCCAAUAUCAACACACUGCCGCCAGAUGCUCCUGGACCUUCCCGUGGCCGGUCCCGUCCUGGUGCUCCCCGCCUGCGAACCUCGAGGAGGAAGAAGACCACCAGUUUAAGAUCAUGUUCAUGAAUUUUACUUUUUUUUUUUCCAGUCAUGGAGAAACAGGCAAAAUCAGUGAGGUUCUAAUUGCUGAAAGUUUGGAAACCUAAUUAUUGUAAUCUCAAAAAAAUGUUAAUAAAGAAUAUUUUUUGAAAUAUUGAUCAAAACUG
Molecule: messenger RNA, 1422 nt
Organism: Paramormyrops kingsleyae
Lineage: Eukaryota; Metazoa; Chordata; Actinopteri; Osteoglossiformes; Mormyridae
Source: RefSeq, a predicted model, not a curated record